Eupeodes corollae is the source of this 1809-nucleotide messenger RNA. It is a transcript of the gene und, whose product is annotated as methionine aminopeptidase 2. The record is from RefSeq and is a predicted model, not a curated record. NCBI's taxonomy places the organism in Eukaryota, Metazoa, Arthropoda, Insecta, Diptera, Syrphidae. Bases 153 to 1538 code for a protein of 461 amino acids. The transcript has 3 exons. Gene Ontology annotation, biological process: proteolysis. Gene Ontology annotation, molecular function: metalloaminopeptidase activity.
CAUUUACCAUUAAAAUAAAACCGUGUGGCUUUUCUUCCAUUAUUUUGUGCAACAUCUUUCAUUUCGUUCAUUUUACAUGUUGUGUGAAUUUAUUUAUUCCGAUUAAAUAAAACGCAAAUUCUAGAAUCAAUCUCCAAAAAUCACACAGAAAAAUGUCUGAAGUUGAAACAAAAAUCGAAGAACCAAUCACUGGUGCGGUAAAAGAUGAAAUCCAAGCCGAUGGCGAAGUGAAAAAACAAAAGAAACCCAAACCCAACAACAAGAAACUUCGGCAAGCUGAAGCAGCUGCCAAAGCCGCUGAGGGUGGUGGAGGAGCAGAAAAUAGUGAGGAAAGUGGUAAGCAGCAAAAUGGCGAUGCCACCGCUGCAGGCGCCACUGAAGACGGCGAUGCAGACAAGAAGAAGAAAAAGAAGCAAAACAAAGCCAAACCCAAGGGCGCUCCGAUGACCCCGAUCGCUGAACAAUUCCCCGACGGCAAUUUCCCAGAAGGAGAAGUGGUUAAGCACCCGAUUCCAAAGGAUGUUGACGAGCGCACAGCCAAGGAUCGCUUCACCAACGAGGAGAAGCGUGCUCUCGACCGCAUGCACACAGACAUAUACAAUGAGCUGCGUCAUGCAGCCGAAGCUCAUCGCCAAACGCGGCAGUAUAUGCAGGGUUUCAUUAAGCCCGGCAUGAGCAUGAUUCAGAUCUGUGAGGAACUGGAAACGACUGCCAGGCGAUUGAUUGGAGAGAACGGUCUCGAGGCGGGACUGGCCUUUCCCACAGGUUGCUCGCUGAAUCACUGCGCGGCCCACUACACGCCAAAUGCUGGGGACACCACAGUCCUGGGGUACGAUGACGUGUGCAAGAUUGACUUCGGAACCCACAUCAAGGGGCGCAUCAUAGAUUGUGCAUUCACCUUGGCAUUUAACAGCAAAUACGACAAACUGCUGGAAGCCGUCAAGGAUGCCACAAACACCGGUAUCAGGGAGGCUGGAAUAGAUGUCAGGUUAUGCGACAUCGGAGCUGCGAUUCAGGAGGUUAUGGAGUCGUACGAGAUCGAGUUGGACGGGAAGACCCACCAAGUCAAGAGUAUUCGGAAUCUAAAUGGGCACUCGAUCAGUCCAUAUCGUAUUCAUUCUGGGAAGACAGUGCCCAUCGUCAAAGGUGGAGAAUCCACCCGCAUGGAGGAGAACGAGUUCUAUGCCAUCGAAACAUUCGGCUCGACCGGUCGCGGUCUGGUCCAUGACGACAUGGAUUGCUCGCAUUAUAUGAAGAACUUCGAUGCCCCUUAUGUCCCAUUGCGUUUGCAAUCGUCCAAGCAACUCCUGGGCACCAUUAAUAAGCAUUUCAGUACUCUGGCAUUCUGCAAGAGAUGGUUGGAUCGUGCCGGAGCCACCAAAUAUCAAAUGGCAUUGAAGGAUCUGUGCGACAAGGGAGUGGUGGAGGCAUAUCCACCUCUGUGCGACAUCAAGGGAUGCUACACGGCUCAGUAUGAACACACGAUUAUGUUGAGACCGACUUGCAAGGAAAUUGUUUCCCGUGGAUCGGAUUAUUGAUCGUCAUCAGCUUCGUCGUCUUCAAAACUUACAACAAAAAUAAUAUCGAUAGGCUGGACCGGUGAAAUUCUUCAACAAUGGAUUUUAUUUUACUGAUUUUUGAUUAUUUUUCUUCUAAAAGUAUAAUCUUUAUUUUGCUUUAAACUUUUAUAAUGUAACUGGAAAUUUGUAGCAUAUUAUUAGAUUUCUUUUAUUAUGUUGUUGUUGUUGAACAGCGAAAAGAAGAAAAAGAGCAUGUGAGAUAAAAUUAAAGUUUAGAAAAUGAUCAGUC